Microstroma glucosiphilum is the source of this 5406-nucleotide messenger RNA. RefSeq names its product beta and beta-prime subunits of DNA dependent RNA-polymerase. Lineage: Eukaryota; Fungi; Basidiomycota; Exobasidiomycetes; Microstromatales; Microstromataceae. The record is from RefSeq and is a predicted model, not a curated record. Gene Ontology annotation, molecular function: DNA binding. Bases 1 to 5406 code for a protein of 1801 amino acids. The transcript is spliced from 2 exons. Gene Ontology annotation, biological process: transcription by RNA polymerase II. Gene Ontology annotation, cellular component: RNA polymerase II, core complex.
AUGUCCAACGGAUAUCGAUUCGCAUAUUCUUCCCAGCCCCAGCGGUUGGUGAAGGAGGUGCAGUUCGGAGUUCUCAGUCCAGAGGAAAUUAACAAGAUGUCGGUUUGCAAAAUCGAGUUCCCUGAGACUACGGACGAGACAGGAAAGCCAAGGGCAAAUGGUCUGUCGGAUCCUCGCCUAGGCACAGUUGACCGCAACUUCAAGUGUCAGACUUGUGGUGAGGGCAUGGCAGAAUGUCCCGGUCACUUUGGUCACCUCGACCUUGCACGGCCCGUCUACCACAUCGGAUUCAUCAACAAGAUCAAGAAGAUCUUGGAGAGCGUCUGUGUGCACUGUGGCAAGCUGAAGGCUGACGCAUUGACUACAGACGGCUUCGCAGAAGAGCUGCGUUUGACGAGCAAGAACCGCAAGCGCAGGUUCCAGAAGGUGUGGGAGCGCUGCUCCAAAAUUGCCACCUGUGAGGCUGAUGAACCGAAAGAAGAAGAUGAAAUGGGAGAUGGCGAGGAGAAGGUCUCUCACGGUGGGUGUGGUCAGGAGCAGCCUGCCAUCCGAAGGGAAGGCCUGCGUCUCUACACACAGUGGAAGAAGACAAAGGAAGACAACGAGGAUGGUCAGGGCCCGAAGAUGGCACAGCCCGAGAGGAAGAAGCUUUCUGCUGCCGAGGCUCUUGCUAUUCUCAAGAGGAUUCCUGACGAAGACAUCGACGUCAUGGGUCUUUCUAGAGAGUGGGCGAGACCAGAAUGGAUGAUCAUGACGGUCAUGCCUGUUCCUCCUCCGCCGGUACGACCCGGUAUCUCGGAGGGCGGCACAGCCAAGGGCGAAGAUGAUUUGACCUACAAGCUAGCAGAGAUCAUCAAGGCUUCGCAGCAGCUUAAACGCUUCGAGGAGGAAGGUGCACCUCCUCACAUUGUGGACGAAUUUGAAGACGUCCUUCAGUAUCACACGGCUACCUAUAUGGACAACGAUAUCGCCGGUAUUCCCCAAGCCCUUCAGAAGAGCGGACGACCGGUCAAAUCGAUCCGAGCUCGUCUGAAGGGAAAGGAGGGUCGUUUGCGAGGAAAUCUGAUGGGAAAGCGAGUCGACUUCUCAGCUCGUACCGUCAUUACUGGUGACCCGCAUCUGGACCUUGAUCAAGUCGGAGUACCUAAAAGUAUGGCCCGCAACUUGACCUACCCAGAGCGGGUCACCCCCUACAACAUCUCUUACCUGCAGCAGCUCGUCAGGAACGGGCCUACGGAGUGGCCAGGGGCGAGAUAUGUCAUUCGAGACACCGGAGAGCGUAUCGACCUCAAGUACAAUCGGCGAGGAGACAUGGCUCUGCAAUUCGGCUGGAUCGUCGAGCGUCAUCUUAAGGAUGGUGAUUACGUCCUUUUCAACCGUCAGCCCAGUCUUCACAAGAUGAGUAUGAUGUGCCACAGGAUCAAGUUGAUGGACUACUCGACGUUCCGUCUCAACCUCUCGGUCACGCCUCCGUACAACGCUGACUUCGAUGGAGACGAAAUGAAUUUGCACGUUCCGCAAAGCGAAGAGUCGAGAGCAGAGCUGAGCCAGAUCGCUUGGGUGCCACGGCAGAUUGUGUCACCCCAGGCAAACAAGCCUUGCAUGGGCAUCGUGCAGGAUACGCUCUGUGGUGUUCGUAAGUUCACACUUCGAGACAUGUUGAUGGACUUUGAACAGGUUCAGCAGGUGCUCCUUUACGUGCCAGAGUGGAACGGCGAGAUGCCUAUGCCAUGCAUCCUCAAGCCAAGACCGUACUGGUCCGGCAAGCAAAUCUUGUCGAUGUGCAUCCCUAAGGGUAUCAACAUCUUCCAGGGCAGUGAGGCAUUGAAACCGACCACCAACAACUUUGCCGACACCGGCGUCCACAUUGAAGACGGCGAAAUCCUCUUCGGUGUCAUCAACAAGAAGAUUGUAGGUGCUCAGGCUGGUGGCCUUAUCGACAUCAUCUUCAGGGAGAAGGGACAUGUGACAUGUCGCGACUUCUUUGGAGGAUGUCAACGGGUUGUCAACUUCUGGUUGCUCCACAACGGGUUCAGCAUCGGUAUUGGAGACACCGUCGCAGACAAAGCUACCGCUGCUUUCGUCACAAGUGCUAUUCAGCAGGCCAAGACGGAGGUAGCGCGACUGAUCGAGGACGCGCGCCUUGACAAGCUCGGGACAGAGCCAGGAAUGACACUGCGAGAAUCAUUCGAGGCGGCUGUCAACAAGACACUCAACACCGCUCGUGACUCUGCUGGUACCAAUGCCGAGAAGAGUUUGCCCGAUUGGAACAAUGUCAAGCAGAUGGUCAUUGCUGGUUCCAAGGGAUCUUUCAUCAACAUCUCCCAGAUGUCCGCAUGCGUCGGUCAGCAGAGUGUAGAGGGAAAGCGUAUUCCCUUCGGGUUCAGACAUCGUACACUGCCUCACUUUGCAAAGGAUGACUUCACUCCGGAGAGCAGAGGCUUCGUCGAGAACUCGUAUCUCAGGGGCCUGACCCCACAGGAGUUCUUCUUCCACGCAAUGGCAGGUCGAGAAGGUCUGAUCGACACGGCGGUCAAGACGGCCGAGACGGGUUAUAUCCAGCGUCGUCUGGUGAAGGCGUUGGAAGACGUCAUGAUCUGCUACGACGGAACGGUGAGAAACUCGACCAACAGUGUGAUUCAAUUCGCUUACGGAGAAGACGGCAUUGACGGAGCCAAGGUCGAGAGACAAAAUCUCCUCACGCAUACACUCACUCAUUCGGAGUUCCGAAGGCGCUUUAGGGUGGAUCUGCAGGAGGGAGGCUUCCGCAAAGGCAGUCUUCAGGCUGGUCUGGAUGACUGGUCACCAGAGCUGCAAGACUUGUUGGACGAAGAGUACACACAGCUAGAGCAGGAUCGCAAAGAUCUUCGAGGAUUCAUCUUCAAGACCGACAGGAACGACGUUCAGCUGCCCAUCAACAUUGCUCGUUUGGUACUCAAUGCCAAGCAAGAGUUCAGGGUAGACCCUCGCAAGCCUAGUGACUUGUCUCCCGCCGAUCUUAUUCAUGCGGUACGCGAAACCCUGGACAGGCUCAUCAUUGUUCGAGGCAAAGAUCGAAUUAGCAAGGAGGCACAAAUCAACAGUACACUGCUUCUGAAGAUCCACCUUCGAGCUUACCUCGCCAGCAAGAACGUCAUCGAAUACCUCAGACUCGAUCGGAGAUCGUUCGAGUUCGUCCUUGGCGAGAUUGAAGAUCAAUUCGCGAAAGCUGUGGCAAACCCCGGAGAAAUGUGUGGCACUCUGGCCGCUCAGUCGAUCGGAGAGCCUGCGACCCAGAUGACGCUGAACACGUUCCACUAUGCUGGAGUCGCUAGUAAGAACGUCACAUUGGGAGUGCCGCGUCUGAAGGAGAUCAUCAAUUGUGCCGAAAACAUCAAGACCCCCAUGGUCAAGGUGUAUCUGAAGGCUCCCUACAAUGGAUGGGGAGAUCACAGCGAGAAUCAGCAGGCGCUGGCCAAGCCGAUUCAGGCUGCGCUGACGCAUACGACGCUGCAGACUGUCACUGGUGCCGUCGAGAUUCAUUACGAUCCUGACCCGACAAAUACGAAGAUCGCCGAGGACCAAGACUUCGUGGAGUCUUUCUUCGCCGUGCCCGACGAAGAGGUAGAGCGGACGCUGGACCGUCAGUCGCCUUGGCUGCUCCGCUUGAUCCUGGAUCGUGGUCAGAUGCUUGACAAGAAUCUCACAAUGGCAGAGGUAGCUGCUGAGGUAUCGCGGAUGUUCGGAGACGACGUCUUUGUGAUGCAUUCCGAAGACAAUGCGGACCAGCUCGUCUUGCGAGUGAGGACGGUCAACAAUGAGCCCGACAAGGAAGCCAUGAUCGUCGACGAGGAGACUUUCUUGAAGCAACUGGCUAUCCAGAUGCUGACAAGUAUCGAUCUGAAGGGUAUCAAGGGAAUCCGAAAAGUCUUCAUUACGAAGACCGACAAGGACGCGAUGCGCAUCAAUGCCACUACAGGAGCAUGGGAGAAGGUGCAGGAGAACAUGCUUGAGACAGAGGGCACCAACUUCAGGGAGAUCCUUGCCGCCGAUCACGUCGAUCCGAACCGCACAGUCUCGAACAACUGUGUCGAGGUCUUCCACGUUCUGGGUAUCGAAGCUGCUCGCAUGUCUCUACUACGGGAGAGUAAGCAGGUCAUUGAGUUCGACGGUUCGUACGUCAACUACCGUCACUUGGCCUUGCUAUGUGACAUUAUGACCAGUCAGGGUAUCCUCAUGGCAAUCACAAGACACGGUAUCAACCGGACGAACCAAGGAGCACUUAUGCGCUGCUCCUUCGAAGAGACCGUUGAGAUCUUGAUGGAAGCCGCAGCGAUGGGAGACAUCGAUGACUGCAAGGGCGUCGCUGAGAACGUCUUGCUGGGUCAGAUGGCGCCUAUGGGCACGGGUGCGUUCAGCGUCAAGCUCGAUGUCGAAGCUCUCAAGGACGUCAUUGUCGACUACCGAAUGCCUGUGCAGGCAAUGAUGGCUGCUGCAAUUGACCCUUCGGGCAGCAAGACACCUGGUGGUAUGAUGACUCCGUACGACUCGACAUCACCUCUGGGAGACGAUGCUUUCGGAGUGCAGGAUCAGGCAAUGUUCUCCCCAUUGGCUCAGCCCGGGGAAGAUGCUUACGAUGGAUGGCUUGCUCCUGGACAGAGUCCAAUGCGAACGCCAAUGGGUGGCCAGUCACCGGGUGCCGGUCUGUAUGGAGCUUCGCCAGGCUAUUCGCCAGCGUCUCCGGCCUAUGCAGCGAUGUCUCCUGGCCGUGGCGGCAUCUCGCCUUGGGUGGCACGUGGUGCUGCUUCGCCGAGUGCUGGCUACAGCCCGGCUUCCCCCAAUAUCAACUUCGGAGCCACAUCGCCGAGCUACAGCCCUACGUCUCCUUCGUUCAGCCCAAGCUCACCGAGCUUUUCGCCCACGUCGCCAAGAGGCUACAGCCCUGCGUCGCCGAGCUUCUCGCCAACGUCGCCAAGGCAAGCGUCACCCACAUCGCCGUCCUAUUCGCCUGCCUCGCCGCGGUGGAGUCCGACUUCGCCCAAGGGCUACUCUCCUGCUUCGCCGGCUUAUUCUCCCUCCUCGCCUCGCUUUGCUGGUGCAACGUCGCCCAAGAUGCCUGGAAUGUCGCCAACGAGUCCAGCCUACUCGCCGACGAGUCCUCAGUACUCUCCCACCUCACCACAGUACUCCCCAGCCUCGCCUCAGUACUCGCCGACAUCCCCGCAGUACUCGCCUACCUCUCCGCAAUACUCUCCCGCUUCACCAGCCUACUCUCCCUCGUCGCCAAAGUGGUCUCCGACGUCGCCCCAGGCCAAUGGAGCACCCAAUGGCAACGGUGCGAGUGGUUCGCGGCCGAGCGGCGCCUCCUCGCCCAACAGAAGCCGCUUUACGCAGCAGAGCUCCUGGGCUUCUGGCGGACGGCGGUGA